UCAGCAAUUAUAGUUAUCUCUGAUUCAGAUGAUAACAAUGAUUCAGAUGACGAUGAACUGCCAUCUCUCGAAACUGUGUUAAAAAACAUAACCAAAUUCACCAGAUACAAGAAAAUUAACAAUAUUGAGCUUAUCGAGAUACAAGAUGAUACCAUGGCUGCGAAUAAUAAUAAUGAUGAUUUCACACGGCAACUCCAGGAUCCUUUAGCCAUUGAUCGAUUAGUUCCUGGAUAUUAUGGAAUGAAAGGGUACAUGCUAAUGUAUGAACACUUGAUGAAAAACACCGCAGUGUGGGAACUAAACCUAGGAACAGAUAUGAAUAAACAAGAAUUUAUGCGAGAGGUUAUUAUUCCCGAAUUGGGUGUUAUGUUCAUAAUGACAGAUUUCGAGAUCUAUGAUUACGACACUGCUAUAAUAAUCACACGUAAGAGCGUUGAAUACGGUAACAAGAAUUUUUUCGAAGACAGAAAUGAUGAUUGUUUUUGGUGA
This is a messenger RNA of Dentiscutata heterogama, 489 nucleotides long. NCBI's taxonomy places the organism in Eukaryota, Fungi, Glomeromycota, Glomeromycetes, Diversisporales, Gigasporaceae. The record is from the annotation of a GenBank genome assembly.